Molecule: messenger RNA, 2206 nt
Organism: Symbiodinium sp. CCMP2456
Lineage: Eukaryota; Dinophyceae; Suessiales; Symbiodiniaceae
Source: the annotation of a GenBank genome assembly
AUGAGCGAUGUGCAGUGUUUCGAUGUUUGCAGUGUUGUGAGAACGAAGUCGAGGUUGCUUGUGCCACGUCGAGAAGACAUUCGGUUCUCCGAGACUUGUCUCAUCGACUCUCUGCGCGCCUUGGGCGUUCGCAUCCCGUACGAGCGCAACGGGCCUUUUUGGGCCUUACGGGAUGGCGGCGAAUUCCUGAAGCCGCAGAAGCGUGGCUUGGUCGCAGACCCCGCAGUGCCAGGUGAUACAUGGGCGCCCGGUAAGUACGUGGUCUUUGUGGAAGCUUUGUCGCAUUUCUACGGCGUGGAAGUAUUCGCGGAUGGGGAAGCUCUGAUGUACACCUCUUGCAGGCGACACGAAGGGCAGACAGUGGAUCCGGAACGCUUGAGCAUGGUGCGUGUGGAUGCAAGGUACAGAGUCGUACAGGACGAUGAAGGUGCUGACGACUCGGACGAGGACUCCGUCAGAACGCUGUCUUCCUAUGAAGACUUCGCGGAAAGAAGGUUCUUGGAGCCACUUGCGUGGAGCACGUAUCAGAUUGAGACAGCCACAUGGUUUCUUGCCUUUUCGAGAUUGGACGGCUCAGCACUACGUGCAGGGCCUCUGAACACGCAACAAGCUGCCGCGUGGUUUCUGCAUGUGCACGCGCAGGGCGCGCGGCCAGGUUGUCUGCAAGAAGCUUUCGCUGCGUUGCCGUGGCAGGUGCGGGCGGCAGUGCUGGAAUCUCCGGUGACCAGGAGCGUCUGUCCACUGCCGCAGCAUGCAGUUUUGCACAUGCAAGGCGUUCUGGCACGUGCCGGGUGUGAGCUAUCGUCGAACAUUUUCUGCUGUUCUCGGACAGUCAGCAGCCUUUACGGCUUUGUGUGGCCAAAGGCUUCCUUGAAAGAAGGUCUUCUUCGGCUGGGUCACGAUGUUCGCGUUCAGUACCAGCGCGUGCAGACUCCAGCAGCUUUCAACACUCAGAGCUACGCCUGCGGCAUCGUGCUGGCCAGUUGGCUGCCCGCGCAGGCGUGGCAGAAAGGCCAGAGCUGCACGCGUGGCGAUGUGGAAAUUGCUGAUUGCUAUCUGGUAGGCCACUGGGACGGGCAACAGUGGCAGCCCCCAAAGCAAGAGGAGAAUUAUCUCUGGUCAGAGGAAAACAAGGGCAAGCACUGCAUGGAGGACAGUCGCACCGUGACGUACAAAGAUGCUUACGCUUGGGUUCUCCAGAACGCCAGGAAGUACCAGGAGCCCGUACCGUUCCAGCGGCCACUAGGCUGCGUAACAUGGGUGACACUGGCACGGUCAACGUCGGCCAAGAACCGAGGUGCCGCUGGUGAAGGCAGCCGACGGACCAAGACGGGCAAGAAAGGAUUCGUUGGCGUACUUCAGGCAACCGUUGCACUGCCAGAGCAAGCGCAAGAGUGGCUGGGUCGGAAAUGUUCCGUGGUGGAAACCUUGGCAGAUGGUGCUUGUGGGCUGCACGCGACUUUCGGCGAAACCAGCGAAGCCGGCGUGUUGGUGUGCAACAAUGCCCGCGAGCUAGCUUUGCACGCGCUGGAGGGAGCAUUCAACUCGGAGGACGCAGAAGCCAUGCGCAUCAAAAGUACACUUUGGCAAGAAAUGGCAUGUCGUGGCAUGCGAGAAGAGCAGGCGUACCCAGAAGCGAAGACGUUCUGGUGCACCUUUGCUGAGAAAUUUCCGGAUGCUGUGCUCGAGGCCAAGCAGGCAGCGGCUGCAGAGGCGGACUUGUCUGUGCAGCUAAGUGCGUGCCGUGACUCCCUGACCAGAGCUUGCAGAGCUUUCUUCUUGCAGGCGUCUCCCAACCUGUUGCAUGACUUUUGCCGUGGCAUCACUUAUACAGCAGAGGGCCAGGAGCCUUGUUUCCAGAUGCAGGGCGGACGCUGCAUCGUGAAGGGCACCCAAAUGGAGCUGCCUGCGGACGGUCCGCGUACAAAACUGGAGGCAAUCCGAAGUGAGUCACAAGUUUUCGAUGCGCUGCGAGUCGCGGCACUACUAUCUGCAGAUGAAGAUGUCGUGGUGUCCGUCCUGGAGCAUUUGUCGCAAGAAGACGAAAAUGCAGCAAGCGUGGCCCUGGCGCUGCAAGAGCUUCGGUGUGCUGCAGCAAGAACGUCGACGGAGCCAAGCGAUUUCAAGCGGCACGCAGUGGCAGCUUACCUGGCCGCAAUCCAAAAGAGCGCGUAUUAUUUCAGCGUCGAAGAGCUCAAGGUGAUCU